AUGGAACGCAACAAGGACAGCCUGCAGCCAUGGUCUAUAGCUACCACGGCCUCAGUCACGGUGCUGGCCUUCGUGACGGUUUGUCUUCGACUACUCGCCCGUUAUGAGCGGAUGCAAAAGCUGUGGUGGGACGACUAUAUGGUCAUUUUUUCUAUGCUAUGGAACCUGAUCGUUGUCGGGUUCAUCUAUGCUAUGAUUAAUAAGGGAAUGGGACUCCAUGCAGACACCCUUCCACUGGGAGACGUGGUUUUGAUUGCAAAAUACCUUGUUGUGGCGGAAGUUCUCUACGUAUUUAACCUGGUAUGGACCAAAUUGAGCAUUCUGCUCAUGUACUACCGGAUUUUCCGCUUUCCUUACUUCAAGACAUGGGCAUACAUCAUUGGAAUCUUUAUUAUUCUUUGGGUUAUCUGUAUAACCUUUCUCUUCAUCUUCAUCUGCGUCCCCGUCCAGAAACUAUGGUAUCCCCAUCUCCCAGGGCGGUGCAUCGACCAGGUUGGCACAUGGAUCGCGAACGCCAUCUCAACGAUUGCAAGCGAUCUUGCCAUUCUAAUCCUUCCAAUUCCACAAGUGUGGAAGCUCCAACUUCGAAUUUCUGAAAAGAUAGCCGUUUUAUUUGCCUUCAGCUUGGGAUUCUUCGUCGUCUUCGCCUCCGCCUACCGUUUUUCAGUCCUCUUUACCUACGAUGCGGCUGAUUCUUCCUACACUCUUGCUCCAACAGUUGGCUGGACCGCGAUCGAAAUGGCCGCCGGCAUCAUUUCGGCCAACCUCCCAACCAUCCGCCCUGCUCUCCGUUUCAUAGCACGCAUGCUGGGUAUCCGCGGUAAUGUUCUGGGUCUCUUCAGAAGCACAAACGGAACAAAUUCCAAAACCACAGACGCUGCCACUCAGCCUUCAGGAGCAGCAGAGUCCACUGCCGCCAUCACCAAGCAUCCGAAACGACAUUCUUUCUAUCAGUUACCAGAUGAUCCUGGCUCAUUAGGAGAACAGGCACAGAUGGAUACCACGUUCAGGCCGGAGUAUGAUCAUGCAAAGACGUACACCAACGUGUUGGGUCCAAAGGUUGGAGCAAAUUCUGAUGGAGAUGAGAUUCCUCUGACUGAGAUUAGAGUCGAUAAGGAGUUUACGCAGACUACGCACUAA
Penicillium vulpinum is the source of this 1140-nucleotide messenger RNA. RefSeq lists its product as uncharacterized. Lineage: Eukaryota; Fungi; Ascomycota; Eurotiomycetes; Eurotiales; Aspergillaceae. The coding region runs from base 1 to 1140 and encodes 379 amino acids. The transcript has 3 exons. The record is from RefSeq and is a predicted model, not a curated record.